AUGCCUGCCGAACGCAGAUUGAGAUCAUGCUUGACCGCACCCAUUAGAGCAGAACGCGCGUGUCGCCGUGUUCUUUCGGGCGCCCUACUUCGACUAUCCAGAGCACUCGCGCCUGGUUCCCCACAUCACCCGCGCUCGGUGCGGUCGUCCACCCCGUCCUCUUCAGAUUCAUCACUUCCCUCGACUCCGGAUGGCCCAAUACUACACACGAUCGCUCUUCCGCCGGAUGAAACGGGUGAAGUACACCAGCUACCCACCCAAACCUCAGAUCCGCGUACGCGGACACCUACAUACAUGCCAUCUCCCAUACUCGCGAACGCGCAUCACGCUCGAGGUCCGGCAACUCCGGUACCCAUACGAGACGCUACUUCGAGGCAAACAUGGACCCCAUCUCCGUCGCCUUCAGCAUCGACAGCUUCGAUCCUCACUCAUGACGCCCCAUCUCCCUAUCCACCUACAUACGAGGCUUCUCGUACUCCGACCGGCUCUGAGUUUGGCGACUAUGACAUGACGCCCCAAGGUGCACCCCGGGUUCUCGCCAGCCCAUCCUCUGGCGCUCUUGCUCACGCAACGUCGUCCCGACCGCCCUCCAUCACCUUCGCACCCCAACAACACGCCCCUGCUCUCGCUGCAUUCGCGCCUUCGCCCACGGCCUUGAAUGGUCGUCUACGACCCGUAACACCGCCCGUUGUAAGCCCUCGAGUGGCACUGGGAGAGAUGGGCAUAGGCGUAUUCAUCAACCCGGACGAGCUCGAACAUACGUCUGAUCUGGGCGCCACAAGGACCCCGCGGGCUUCGCCAAGAGUGACGCCGUAUGUGAGGUCCUCGUCGCAGAGGAGGCAUCCGACGAGGGUGGUCCCUUUACCGCCAACGCCUGGAGAUGGGAAUGCAGUUGCUUCGGGCUCGAGACUCGCCCCGCUACUCAGAGACGAAGCCGAGGACGCGAUGAAUGUCGACGAACCUACGGCGCCUGUUGCUGCGUCUAGCGCACCGGCGCGAGCGCCUCCAGGUCUCCCUGAUGCGCAUAGUGGAACGUUGAAUAGUGCGCUGAGGUCACCAACUACACCUCCUGGCGCGCCUGCGCACACGCACAUAGGUCUCCCUGGCACGCCAUCCGACGGCGAGUCUGAGAUACCGGAAGAUGCGGUGGAUCUCGAGUAUCAGCGAGACCGUGGAUUACGAUUAUUCGUGACUGGGAAUGACGCGCCUUCGCCCGGCCAAUCAUUGCCGCGGACGAUCGAGACUACCAGCACACCAACGUCCAGUCCGACUGCCGUUCAGUUGAAUAGCGUGGCCCAGCAACCCCAGGCUUCUGGCGGGCGCCCUGCAUCCCCACUGCCCCCUCAAACUCCCGCAAAUGUCAUAUUGCAAUUGCGCGCUCUCGCUAGACUGACUGGCGUUCCUCUACCCGAGGACAGUUCGGCAGAGGAAAUCAUACUUCUUGUGGGAGGUGUAGUGGGACGGCUGCAACGUGAACGAGGCGAAGAAGAAGAGCAGCGCGCCCGCACUCGGAGACAACUCGAGGACCAGAUGGAGACUGACAUCGUGCAGACUCAACCAUCUCUGCGUCUCGCUUUAGGACGCAUCCUAAACGAUCUCAAGCCUUCUCAAAGUGCAACUCAGGCUAUCCAGGGUGCAACUCUUAUGGAUGUCUUCGCCGCGCAAAUGUAG
Messenger RNA from Peniophora sp. CBMAI 1063, 1671 nucleotides. The record is from the annotation of a GenBank genome assembly. NCBI's taxonomy places the organism in Eukaryota, Fungi, Basidiomycota, Agaricomycetes, Russulales, Peniophoraceae.